This is a messenger RNA of Lathyrus sativus (Indian pea), 798 nucleotides long. NCBI's taxonomy places the organism in Eukaryota, Viridiplantae, Streptophyta, Magnoliopsida, Fabales, Fabaceae. The record is from the annotation of a GenBank genome assembly.
AUGGAGAUAGGUUUGGUUGAUAAAGCAAGAGAAAGAGUUGGUUAUGUGAAAAGGGCCAUUGCUAAGCAAAGGAACAAACCUUAUUGUAGAGUUAAGAGACAUGUUCCAAAGUCACUUCAGCAGCUAUUUCAUUCAUGCAAACAAACAUUCAAAGGCCCUGAAACUGUUCCUGUAACACAAGAUGUUCACCAACUUUGUCACAUACUAGAUAAUAUGAAGCCAGAGGAUGUUGGACUUAGCAGAGAUCUGCAGUUUUUCAAACCUGGAAAUAUUAUUAAAGAGAAUCAAAGGGUCGCAUACACCACUGUCUACAAAUGUGCCAAUUUCUCUGUGUGUAUCUUUUUCCUACCGGAAAGAGGAGUCAUUCCGCUCCAUAACCACCCUGGCAUGACUGUUUUCAGCAAGCUUCUGUUAGGACAAAUGCACAUUAAGUCUUACGAUUGGGUUGAUCCAGAGGCCUCUCACACCUCCAAAUUGAGAUUGGCAAAGUUAAAAGCAAACAAAGUGUUCACAUCACCAUGUGAUACCUCGGUAUUGUAUCCAACAACAGGAGGCAACAUUCAUGAGUUCACAGCUAUAACUCCAUGUGCUGUUCUUGAUGUCAUUGGUCCACCUUACUCCAAAGAAGAUGACAGAGACUGUUCAUAUUACAAAGAUUUCCCAAAUGAAGAAGAGAUUGGUGAGGUGAAAGAUGAAAAGGAUAGCUAUGCAUUGUUAGAAGAAAUUGAAAUGCCAGAAAAUUGUCAAAUGGAUGGAAUUGAAUAUUUGGGACCUCCUAUUGAUGAAACAGUUUUUUAG